This is a messenger RNA of Synchiropus splendidus (mandarinfish), 3171 nucleotides long. It is a transcript of the gene cd99, whose product is annotated as CD99 molecule. The transcript has 14 exons. Gene Ontology annotation, biological process: T cell extravasation; homotypic cell-cell adhesion; positive regulation of neutrophil extravasation. The coding region runs from base 114 to 806 and encodes 230 amino acids. NCBI's taxonomy places the organism in Eukaryota, Metazoa, Chordata, Actinopteri, Syngnathiformes, Callionymidae. The record is from RefSeq and is a predicted model, not a curated record.
CCCGCCAGACUCCGCUCACGUAACCCGACUCCGGGCGAGGUUCUCGGUGCCACUCGACCUGAAGUGUCCUGGAAGGGAAGCCAGAGAGCGAACUGCAAACAAAGAAAACCGCCAUGAAGUUCGUUUUGAGGAUCAUUUUGCUGGCGUUUCUCCUCACGGGGACGUUUUCACAAGACGGGUUUGACCUCGGUGAUGCCCUAGAUGAAUCCCCUAAAGAUACGCAGCCAACCCAGAAGCCCAAAGCCCCAGAGCCUAAAAAUGAUGAUACAUUAGAUCUCCUGGAUGCUUUUGGACCAGAUCCUGCACCUAAGAAACCCAAGGAACCCAAAUCUGGAGAUGGAUUAGACCUCUUGGAUGCCUUUGGACCAGAUGAGCCUGUACCUGAGAAGCCCAAGAAACCCAAAUCUGGAGGAAAUGCCGGCUUUGACUUGGAAGAUGCACUUGGUCCAGAUGACCCCAAAAAACCUGCCGUAAACCCAGGUGGAGGAGGUGGCGGCGCCUUCAGCGACUCAGACUUGAUGGACAUUGGAGGCUACAAGCCCGAUGGAGGUCAGUCCAGUGGAGGAAACUCUGGCUAUGACUCAAACGGUGGCGCCGAGCAGCCUAAAGAGAGUUCCGGAGCAAUCGCGGCAAUCGCCAGCAGCAUCGGAGUGGCUCUGUUGGGCGCGGCGUCCAGUUACUUUGCCUACCAGAAAAAGAAACUCUGCUUCAAGCUGCAGGGAGGGCAAGACCCGGAGAGUGGGAAACACCAUGGUGGCAACCAGUCUGACAAUCAAGUUUCCAGCAACUUGAUGAGGAAUUCUUAGACUCCCAGCCCUACACAAGAAGAAGCUGGAUCAUGGAGCCUCUUUGUGAGACAUCAAUGAUCGUAAUGCCCCUCGAAAAUGUACCCCCUAAUAUCCAGCACGCGGUCCAAACAUGAGCCACAGGAUUGUUUAUUGACAACAUUAAAUUACUGGCCGUCGAUUUAGCUGCCUCGACACCUCGUUCGCGUGAGUGAUGACUUGCGGCGGCUUCCUUCAGCUGCACCCCAUUUUAAUACGACACAGAAACAAGCUGACACCUUGAUCCGGGAACAUUUGUAAAUUCUGGUGUCUGAUGAACACAUUUGAUAACAGAAGAAGAUCCAAGUCCGCAUGUACACAGGCACACACGAGAGUCCUGCAUAUCUCCUAUGCACAUCCACUAUACACACAGUCUCACACGUGAGACUUGAACUGUAGUGCUGUAAACAGGAAGUGGAACGUCUAAGGGAUAACUCAUUCUUGAGCGCCUUAUUGGCACGCUGAUCACCAGGUUUGACUUGAGGGUUAUUGAGGGCAGUUAUUUUCUGCUGGACAAAAGGUGCUUUUGCUCCCCAGUAAACAGGUCUCCUUUACUUAUCCCAUAAUAAUGAACUCAAAGUGGCCGACCUGUUCACAUGUGCACUGGAGGUCUCUUUGUGGCUGCAUGGACGCACAAAUACUAAAGCUGUCUUCCUCAUUUUUGUACUUCUGUCUCCCAAACCCCAACCUGUGCUACUAAAUGAUUAGCCGUCAAAAGUGCAUGUGUCAGCGUUAAAAUACAACUCAACAAGAGUCUGUUCCUCUCCCUGAAUCAUCAUUGUUGACAGGAUGAAAUACGAGGAGCAACAGGUUUUGUUUGGUCUCUUAACUUCCUGUCCCGUGUUUCGUGAGCUGCAUUUCAUGUUUUUGUGUCUGGACUUAUUAUCCAGCAGAAGGAGCUUUGUGUUUAUUACAACCAUAGGAUGAAUGUCAUCAGUCUGUCAGUGUCAAUAGAGGGUCUUUUGAGUCACAUCAUUUUGUAUCAGUUAUUUUGUUGUUAUUGUAAGGUUGCAGUGAUGAUUUUUUUUAUUUUUUGAGCGACUUGCAAUAUUGCAAAUGUUGGUCAAAUUAGGGAUGGGCGAUAUUGAGAAAAAAACUAAUCUCAAUAUGUUUCUGCUAUAUCUGGAUAUACAAUAUGUAUCUCGAUAUCUAUGCAGGGGACAGAAAAUAGAUCCUUUUCGUACAUAAGCUGCACCGGUCUAUAAGCCGCAGGUGCACUGUUGCUGUCUGUGCCGCAGACAGCAACAGUGCACGUUGCUAGAAGUGAUGCACGAGGAUCACUUCUAGCGAUCCUCUUGUUCUAGUUUUGAAAUCGGGUCCAACAUCGAGACUGACUCAUGAAACAAUCUCCGUAAUGUCCUGAACUUGAAUCAUGAACUCCUCACAUCCUAUUUACAUACAAGCGCUGUUUACCCUCCUGUGGAUCGUCUCUGUUGGCAGAGCUGCGGACACGCGGGCGAAAACAGCGCAAUUUGAGUUCUUUAAAGGUAAAUAAAAUGCCCGUGAUGUCAUCCGUUUGCUGUGACGAGGCUCAAUAUUGUUGCCAGCAUGACGCUAUUUAGACUGUAAAAAUGAGGGAUGCUCCGAGAGACAGGGUGAGCACUCAGCGGAAGCAGCUUUCUUCUUCAGGUCUUUCAUGAAAAUUCCCACUCUGGACGUUUGCAAAGGUUUCAGGUUCAGGUGGUCAAAGGACGCUGCAUCUGACGCACACAAAACGGCAGCGGAUGAUUCCGUCUUAAAGCGACACCUUAGAAAGGCUGGUCAUCUGGCUCGGUGGAAUUAAUGAUUAUUUCUUGGGCAAUAUGCUUCGCGUUCCGAAUGUCACACUCAGACCAACGAGUGUCCAUGAGUGACAGCUGCUUCCUGCAGUUUCACCUUCAUGAGCAAAUCUCGAUUUAUCGCCCAAUCUUAGGUCAAAUAUUAGCCAUAGUUUCAUUCGUGCCGUUUGUCUCCUAGCGGUGGCGUAGUGAAUUGCAGUCUCAUAUUGAUUUUUAUUUUUUUUUCAAUUGAAUAUUUCAAGUUAAUUUCAAAUUUGCGCCUGGUGGAAAUGCAUGUUACCCGAAACUGAAUGCAAGUGAUGUUUGUCAUGUUGUUCUUUUUAAAUAGUCGCAACAGAAGAGAAGGUUUUGCAGAUGAUGCACAUGUAUCUUUAGUUUUGUUCUCCAAUGAUUUCACUGUUAAAAUGAAUAUCUGAGGUGAUUCUUCUGACAUGCUGCUUUGUGAGCUGUAAAUACUGUAACGUGCACAGACAUCUGCUUAAACGCCUUUCAGAGUUACUAUCAAACUGCGUCAACCGUUUUGGCUUUUUGUUUGUUGGUGAAUGUCUUAAAUAAAAUGGUGUCGUACA